AUGGGUGAACCUGCUUCUGCCUUGAAUGGCAGCAUCGACAUUGAAACGUCGACUCCAACCUUGGAUGUCGAGUGGGAUGCCGGCAGUCAGUUUCUGAUGAACCAUUCCGUCAAGAACUUUUCCUGGAGUGGUCUUACUGUCACCGUGAAGGAUCGCCAGACGAAGAAGGCCAGGGAUUUGAUUAAUGACAUUAGUGGAGAUGUCCAACAGGGGGAGCUCGUGGCUUUAAUGGGCCCUUCGGGCUGUGGAAAGACAACCCUGCUCAAUGUGCUUGCUCGACGGCCGGCUGCAUCUGGUGCCAAAGUGCUGGGUGAGAGCUAUGUCAAUGGUACCAAGGUGGACGUUGGCUCGUUUGGUCGCAUGACAUCCUACGUCGAGCAGGAAGAUGCUUUAAUUGGAUCAUUGACUGUUCGUGAGACGUUGAAAUUUGCAGCAGAUCUAUCGCUACCCAGCUCGGUUAGCAAGCGCCAGCGCAUCGAUCGUAUAAAGACACUUUUGGAGGCCUUCGGUAUCCAAAAUCAGGCAAACACACUGGUUGGGACCCCGAUCCGCAAGGGUAUCAGUGGUGGCCAGAAGCGACGUGUCAGUGUAGCCAGCCAACUCAUCACCUGCCCCAAGAUCCUGUUCCUGGAUGAGCCGACCAGUGGUCUGGACUCGACAGCCAGUUAUGAGGUGAUGUCGUAUGUGAAAGAGCUAGCACGGGCCAAUAAUAUAAUCAUUAUUGCGAGUAUCCACCAACCAUCGACGACAACCUUCCAGCUAUUCGACAAGCUUCUCCUCCUAUCCGGUGGACGGACAUGUUAUUUCGGUCCAAUCAACAAUAUUGAAAGCUACUUUGGAAAUAUCGGUCACCCGGUUCCCGCGCACACCAACCCUGCCGAGUUCCUCCUCGACAUUGUCAGCUCAGACUUUGGCGGCGCGAAGGGGCAGGCACAAGAACGGGUUCAUCAGAUUCAACAUGCAUGGACAGAAUCCGCAGAGUCCAGCACGAUUACGAGAGAAGUUUCUGAACGGGCUCGUGAGUCGGAGAAAGCGGCGAGAAUUUUGUCUGCCGAGGACAUGGCUCGCCCGGGACCAAUCACUAUUACCACUGCGCUGUUGCAUCGCUCGUUUAUUAAGAGCUACCGCGAUGUCGUCGCCUAUGGAAUUCGGAUUGUUAUGUAUCUUGGUCUUGCCAUCAUGAUGGGUACGGUAUGGCUCCGCUUGCACCCAGCCCAGGACUAUAUUCAACCUUUUGUCAAUGCCAUUUUCUUUGGAUCAGCUUUCAUGUCCUUCAUGGCCGUUGCCUACGUGCCCGCCUACCUCGAAGACAGGGCAACCUUUGCAAAAGAGCGUGCAAACGGCCUCUACGGAGCCACACCCUUCAUAGUCUCCAAUUUUCUCAUUGGUCUCCCAUUCCUCUUCCUAAUCUCUAUGCUCUUCUCGAUUGUCUCCUACUGGCUCUCCAACUUCCGCCCCGACGGAUCCGCGUUUAUGAUCUGGGUGAUGUGGAUAUUCCUCGAUCUCGUUGCGGCUGAAAGUCUCGUCGUAUUCGUUACAUCCAUCUUCCCCAAUUUUGUCAUCUCGCUCGCACUCGUGGCCUUUGCAAAUGGAUUGUGGAUGAGCGUGGGCGGGUUCCUGGUUACACCGACGAUCCUGAAUCCGUUCUGGAAAUACGUCUUCCACUAUAUUGAUUACCAGUCAUAUGUCUUCCAGGGAAUGAUGGUGAAUGAAUUCUCGCAACGCAACUAUUCAUGCGGACAGGGCUGCCACUGUAUGUAUAAUUCAGAUCUGGCCUCUCAAUGCCAGAUUCGUGGCACGGCCGUGCUUGAGCAAUAUGGGUAUGCGACUGGAAGGACCAGCAAAUGGGUGGGAAUUCUCAUUGGGAUUAUUGCGGUGUAUCGAUUGUUUGGGUGGAUUGCGCUUCAACUGCGUCGGACUUGA
Molecule: messenger RNA, 1923 nt
Organism: Penicillium daleae
Lineage: Eukaryota; Fungi; Ascomycota; Eurotiomycetes; Eurotiales; Aspergillaceae
Product: putative ABC transporter
Exons: 8
Coding region: 1-1923 (640 amino acids)
Cellular component (GO): membrane
Molecular function (GO): ATP hydrolysis activity; ATP binding; ABC-type transporter activity
Source: RefSeq, a predicted model, not a curated record